Durusdinium trenchii is the source of this 3234-nucleotide messenger RNA. NCBI's taxonomy places the organism in Eukaryota, Dinophyceae, Suessiales, Symbiodiniaceae. The record is from the annotation of a GenBank genome assembly.
AUGCUGCCACGUGCCGAAAUUGCGGUGCAGCCGCUGGUGAGUGCUCCCAGUGGAGGUUCGACGGAGGGAAGUGAGGCCUCGAGCACUCCUGGCACACCUGCAGCUGGGAUGCAGCAGGCGGAAGGCCGCCUGCUUCAGCGUGCCGUACUCGCUCUGCAGUUGCGCUGGCGCGAGGACGAGGAGGAGCAUAGCUACGAGGCUGAGCGAGAACGGGCCACAGAGGCCCUACGUUUACUCCGUGUGCCGCCAGCCAGUGUCCGCCAACGACGCGCUGUCGUGGCGGCCAGAAGAGACACGGUGCCGCGGGAGGAGUUCGAGGCGCGUGUGCGAGAGGCACUCGACGCCUUUGCACAGAAGUCUUUGAGCAAGGUGGUCCUCGCACGUCGGAUGCUCUUGGAGCUUCUAUGGCGUGAGGACGCGCCGGAGCUCAUGCGACAGGCGAAAUCGUCCUUCGCGUCGCCGGGUCGUCGCGUGGUUGUUUGGCAUUCGUUGCCUUGGUUUUUCGUGGUGGGUUCGAACACAAAAGCAGGAGGAGAUGCCACCGCCACCUCCGCGUUCCUCAAUCUUUGCGGCCUAGCUGUGAUGCGGAACGGGCGCUAUGAACCGCAGAAUCUCAUGCCGGUGAUGCCGCGGCCCGAUGUCCUGGACUUCGAUGGCUUCGUGCUGCGCCGCGCGGCCAACCGUGCGCCGGUGAGGCCGCCGGACUUGCGACAGGCCUCUCUGGUGAAAAGCUCCGUGAGCCUUCGGAAAGCCACAGUGCAGGCCAGACCUGCGGUGUCCAGCUCUCCGUGUGGCGGCGAAGGACCCAUUGUCAUCACUUUCGUGUACGAUGCCUUACGAGCGGGACAGCUGUCCUUGUACCUCCGAGUGACAGAGGUGGAACACAAUGAGACCGAGCCUGGCGGCCCUGUAAGGAGACGUGUGGAGCUGGUCCAGCCGCUGGCGCCGUCUGCAGUGUCAGCCGGCAGUGGCGAUCAGAGUGGCCAGGUCACCGCGGUGCCGCUGCACGAGAUCCAUUUCGAGAAGGGUUUGGGACAGGUGUACUCCAGCCCUCCUCUUGAACUGCAGGAUUUUUGUCAGGAGCAGCUUCGCUUCAAUCCAGCUCAACCAAGGGAGAUCCCCUUAGCCAUCAGCCUCAUGCUGGACUCCGAGGCGACGUCGGCGGAGGAAGUGGAUGCAGAUGAGACUCAGUCUGAGCGAACCGUGCACUACACAUACAUCUCACUGCAGAAGGCGAGCUUGGAUUCGCCCAAAGCAGAUCAGGCGGAGGAGCGUCCGUCGUGGUCAGCACAUGUGAUCGGCCAGAAGUUGGAACACUACGGUCAGUGUUUCAUCCUACAUGAAGUUUUUGGUGCAGGUCCCACCGGAGAGAAGAGGUCCGAUGGCGCACCACGUCCGAGCCUAUCGGAUCAAGACCCCGAGGGCCAUACUGAUUGUGUGAUUUGCUUGAGUGAGCCUCGCGAUACUGCUGUGCUGCCUUGCCGGCACAUGUGCUUUUGCAGCUACUGUGCAGGCAUUGUCAGGCUUCAAUGCGAUCGAUGUCCCGUUUGCCGACAAAAAGUGCAGAGCUUGCUCCAGUUCAAGCGGGAGGAACUGCAAGUCGGUGAAGCGCUUCCGAACCGGGAGGUGGUUGGUGCCUCCUACAAGCGGCACUACCUUUUCCUUUUAGAACCCCACGAGGGUACAGCUUUUCUUUCGCUUUCUCCAGAACGUCUAUGCAAGAUCCGUGGGCGCGAUCUUUGGACGGAGGCGGUGGCAGGCACUUGGCCCAUCACUGAGUUCGAGAAGAUUGGAGAGGCAGCUCUCUUAGCGAGUUCUGCGAAGCAUAGCAGUGAGCACCAAAUGGUUGUGGACUAUAUUUGCAGGCUCCUCUAUGAUAUCGCUAGCCAUGUGAAGGUGUGUGACACGCACAUCCUCAAGCUGAAGCACUUGGUUCACAUCAAGCAGUCGUACCAUGCCAUUGCAAAAGAGGGCACCGGCGCGGAUCCUUGGAACCUGGCGACCUUCUUCUGCGAGCACAUGUCGCCCACGCCGGCCGUGUGUGGCUUGCCGCCCCACGCCGCGCAGAAGUUCAUCGACGCGGCCGAGCCUUGGGACCGCGGCUUCUAUGCAGCUCCCUGCGGAGUGCUCUCCGCUCAGAGCUGUGAGCUCAUCGUGGCGCUCCGCUCGGCUCUGCUGACAGAGGGGCGAAGACUACAUGUCUAUGCUGGCGCAGGGGUGGUGGAAGGCUCUGAUCCCUCGGAGGAGUUUGAAGAGAUUAGUCUGAAGAUGAGACAAUUCACCGAGGCCUUCGCAGAUGCCACCCCCCGCAGCGUGCCGGAGCUCGCGCAGCUGCCGAACCUCAACACGCUUUGGGCCACGGUGAUCGUGGAGGAGUUGGUCCGGUGCAACGUGUGCAACUUCGUGAUUUGUCCUGGCUCUCGCUCCACUCCGCUGGUGGUCGCCAUGGCGCGACACGGACAGACCAGGCAUGUGGUGAACCACGACGAGCGUUCGGGUGGCUUCUAUGCCCUUGGAUGGGCGAAGGCCAUUGGUCAACCCGUGGCAGUGAUCGUCACGUCUGGUACAGCCGUUGCAAACCUGCUGCCUGCGGCAGUCGAAGCAGCUCAGGCUCAGAUCCCCUUGCUGCUGCUGACCGCCGACCGCCCUGCAGAGCUGCGAGACACGGGAGCCAACCAGACCAUCACGCAGCCGGGGAUCUUUGGGUCUUCUGCGCGUUGGGCCAAGGACUUUCCAGCACCCUCCGUGGACUUCUCCUUGAUGGCGCUUUUGGGCGACGUGGAUCUGGCCGUUGCACACUGCAGAGGACACUUGAACUUCCAUCCUGGCCCAGUCCACCUGAACUUUUGCUUCAGGGAGAACUUGGCUCCUGAUGCUGGACCCGUGCGAGGCGUUCCUGGUCGGACUUCCGAGUGGGACAAGGCCUACGUGGACUGCCCGGCCAUGCAGCGCUGGGUGGUCUCAUCGGAGCCCCGGAGUCAAUACCUAAGCCCUGAAGCACGCUUGCCACCUGGAUCGAUGAUCGAGGAGUUGGUGGCACUGGCCAAUCGCCAAGCUCGCAUCCUCGUUCUAGUUGGCACCUUGAAAACGUCGGACGAGGUCUUGUUAGCAGAGGAUAUUGCUGCCAGACUUGGUGGAGCAGUCUUUGCAGAUAUCACCUCUGGUUUGCGCCAGCGGCCACGAACCGUGCACUUCUCGGAUCAGCUCAUAUCGUCCACCUGGGUGGGCCCUUGA